Molecule: messenger RNA, 15911 nt
Organism: Seriola aureovittata
Lineage: Eukaryota; Metazoa; Chordata; Actinopteri; Carangiformes; Carangidae
Product: phospholipid phosphatase-related protein type 4-like
Exons: 12
Coding region: 610-3477 (955 amino acids)
Biological process (GO): phospholipid dephosphorylation; signal transduction; axonogenesis
Molecular function (GO): phosphatidate phosphatase activity
Source: RefSeq, a predicted model, not a curated record
GAUACGAGCCAACAGCGCACACUGCCACCCGCUGUAUCGGAGGAAAUACUAAGUUGAAAAUGUUCCUGGUGUUAUAUUUUACUCACAAACAUUGCAACUCUUUCAUUGAGUUGCAGCACAAACUAAUGCACAGUGAGGAAAAGGGGAUACAAAUGAUGGAUAAGUUAAUAGUGUAACUGUCAAAGUUACAUUUAGUUGGUCGUACCAGUGGCUGCCCAGGCCUCUAUCAGAGUCUGAGAAUCCCAGCUGCUCACUCCAUGUAGUUCUCCAGUGACCUACUUUUAGUAAAGCAAGAUGGUCUAUUUGUGUGUGGUACCUGCUUCAACCCGAUGCAGAGGGUCGAUAUGAUGCUCUGUCACUCAGCGGAGACUCUCAGUAAAGUUAAGACCGCAGAUGGUGUUUGUCUGAAUCUUGGUAAAUCAGAGAGAGGAAGAAGAAGAGGAAGAGGAAUAGAGCGAGAGUGAGAGCGAGAGAGGGAGCAUUAUCCCCUAUUGGUCUGGCAUGGUUUGCUGGCCCAGAAUCUAUAAGUGACAACUGAGCAGGAAAACAGUGGAAGCAGAUCAGAAUCCAGUGACACAGUGGAGGAUCAGGAUCUACCAUGAAGACACUAUGAGGAUCAGACCACAGCUCCCUAUCCUGGCCUCCUCUGUCGUCAGUCUGUACUUUCUGGAGCUGACAGAUAUUUUCCAACCGGUGCAUUCUGGGUACAGUUGUAAUGACCGCAGUCUGUCUCUGCCCUACAUCCUGCCUAGACAGGAAGUCUGCCCGCUACCUCUGCUCUUCAGUUUGGCCUUCGCUGCUCCCACCGUCACUAUUCUGAUCGGAGAGGCCAUUCUGUACUGCUAUCUGUCCAGGAGGUCGUCAGCCACACAGACCGAAGCCAACAUCAACGCUGCAGGCUGUAAUUUCAACUCCUACAUCCGCAGGGCUGUGCGCUUCAUAGGUGUCCACAUCUUUGGCCUGUGUGUGACAGCACUGAUAACUGACAUCCUCCAGCUGUCCACCGGUCAACACACCCCCUACUGGCUGGAUGUGUGCAAACCCAACCUGACCCACAUCAACAUGUCCAGCUGCGAUGAAGCUUUUAUUCUUGAGGAUAUCUGCUCCGGACAAGACAUGGGCCUCAUCAAUGCUGGGAGGAAGUCUUUCCCCUCCCAGCAUGCAACUCUGGCUGCCUUUGCUGCUGUCUACAUCUCAAUGUACUUCAACACGGUGCUGACGGACUCGGCCAAGCUGCUGAAGCCUCUCCUGGUGUUCUCCUUCGUCAUGUUGGCCAUCCUGGCCGGGCUGACCAGGAUCAUCCAGUUCAGGAACCACCCUGUGGAUGUGUACUGCGGAUGGUUACUGGGAGCCGCCAUCGCUGUUUAUCUGGGUGUGUAUGCAGUGGGGAAUUUCCAGCCUAGUGAAGAUCGGUCUAGAAGUCGACCAUCUCCCCCCAUCCUGAGAGAGCCCCCCCUCUCCUCCCUGCCCAAUGUCAGCCAAGCAGCAGUUAGCAACAGCCACCAAGUUCCAGUUCCAGUCACACUGUUCCAGCAGCGCAGGGACUUUGAACAAGGCCACCACACCCUGGCUCCGAGCCAACCGGAGCCCAUUAUCACCAGGACCUCCUCCCACGUCUUGUCCCCUGACCAGACGGGGCCCAUCCUGACACGGAGCUCCUCCUACCGAGAGCCCUCUCUCACCAACCUGAAGAGAGCUAGUGCUGAGGUGGAGGUGAUAACUCCAUCUAGUCCCCUAGGCAACCGUGACAACAUGAUGACCUUCAGCAGCAGCACGCUGCCAAGGUCCCACGGAGGCUCCUCAUUGGACGAGGGUCGCAUUCCUCGGCGUCACGCCUCCAUCCACGCCUCGAUGGACUCCACUCGAUCCAAGCAGCUGCUCAGCCAGUGGAAGAAUAAGAACGACAACAGGAAGCUGUCCCUGCAGGUGAUGGAUGGAAUAAGACCAGCCUCCUCCUCUUCUCCCCAGAGGAACAUGGAGCUGCGCUGCUCCUCCGAACCGUCCGCCAUGGGCUUGGAGGCGGAGCUCCGCGGUGGAAUUCACCCGCCUUCAAUGAGUGCCCAGGAGGCAGAGCUGCGUGCCGGGGCCCACAUCCCGGCUCAAUACAUGAAGCUAGCAGCUAGCUCUGUUCCUAUGGCCAAUCAUAAUCACAUGGCUCAUAAUGGCAGCACUGGAUUGGCUGGCGGGGCCAGAGUGUCUAUCCAAUCCCGGCCAGGAUCCUCCCAGCUGGUUCAUAUCCCUGAGGAGGAGAACCCCACCAGCAAGGACCAGGAGAGUGAGUCAGAGGACAGCAUUAUGGACGGGGGUGGGUCAGUGAGGGAGAAGUGGCUGAGAGUGGCUGAGAAGACCACCAUCCCCUGCAGACCCCUCAGUGCUGGAGGACAGCCGCGGCUCAUGCAGGUUAUAGCCUUAUCCAAACAGCAGGGUCUGCUUUACUCCCCCCGCUCGGAGGACGGCGGCAGCACUGUCAGCUGCACUGGAUCCAUCAGAUACCGAGCCCUGAUGGACCAGGACCCAUCGCCACCCGCUUCCACCACCGGAGCUGUGGGAGGAGGAGGAGGUUUGGAGAGAACUGGCAGUAUAGUCCGUGUUGAAGCCCACCCAGAGUCCAGAUCCAACAAGCCAGUGGUGAAACCUCCCAGCACUGACGGCAGUGGCUCCUGGCGAUGGAAACCUCCGGAGCAACGACCGUCUCUGCGACAGUCGGCCUUCACCCUCAACGACCUGAACAGACACACGGACAGCUGUGAUUCGCUGAGGGAUGGGGGGUCAGUGGAUGGACGGAGGAGUGUGACAGGGACUGAAACUGAGAGUGAAGGGGGAGGAGAUGGAGGGAUGGGAGGAAUGGGGGGAGGAGGAGGUGUAUAUACAAACCACCCACAUGUUGUACACCCUGUGCACCCCUUACAUCCAAAUAACCCCAACAACUUCCAGCACCCCAACUUUUAUCCCAACAACCCCAAUAUCCCCAACUUUAACAACGCUCACCCCAACUAUAACCCCAUUUCAAGCAACUCCAACAUGCCAUUCACCCCCACUGCCACCUUUGCCCCUCCUUUCCACCCCCACCCUCAGGCGAUCACCACGAUCAGGGUCACCCCGGUGGAAGGGACAGCUGCCAGCAGCGACGGCGGCUCCGACUGCCAGUCUGUGGCGUCGUCAAGCCGGGAGUCCACCCUGAGGAGGAAGAGCGGCUCCAACAUGGUACACAUCCCCGAUCGAGGGCCCACACCGGACCUCCAUAACAACCACCGCAUCUGUGACGACAGCAACCUCGACAACGAGAGCAGCAGCCGCUUCCAUGAAAACCUGAGAAAUUUUCAAGAACACCCCAUCCACCCCAGCCACCCCAACCACCCCAACAGGCAGCUGCAGGGGAUGUAUGGCCGUCCCGGCCCUACCCCUCCCCCUACCUUACCCCGCCCCAUCCUGACUCACACUCCACCUCCUACUCUGGGGUUGGCCUAUAAAGAAUGACACGCUCCGUACUGAGUUCAUCGAUCUACACCCAUGAUAACACCCAUGAUAAAAAUUUGUCCUACUCGACCAAUACAAAACAAUGCAGUGGAGAAGUCUGGACUGGAAAUUGUGUUAAAGCUGUUCCCCACCCAGGGUCGGCCAAAAACUCCUUAGUCCCACCCACAACCUCUCACCUAGCCAGUCAGAGCGCUCUAAAUGGCCAACUGUGUUCCUGCCAGCUCUCCAGCUGGUUUAGUACCAAACUGAAUAAGUGUUGUGUCUUGGAGAUGUACUGUAGGCUUAUAAAAACCUAUGGCAAUAGGUCAAGAUCCACUUUGGUUCACAAGCCAUAGAAAGUACAAACACAAUUAGUCCAGCAGGGCAAUAAGAAAGGACUAUAGUCCAGGAGCGAGUUUGAUUCAACAUUUUUCCUGUUUUUUUAUUUAUUUAUUUAUUUAUGUUGGACUGCUGGAUAAAGCAGCAGACAGUUUUUUGUAUAUGUAAAAAAUCGAGUGCCCUUCUUCACGGGCACGAGGAUAACGGGCUAAAUAAACUGCUGAUCCUUUGACACGCUCAGAAGUGGAGACUCCAGCCUCCUCAGUCUGCCCCUCAGCUCCCUGCCAGUGAGGAUGGAUUCAGCUUAAUGACUGUGCUCCCCUUCUCCUCUGACCCCAGGUCAGCCACGAACGGGAUUACAUUUCUAUCACUAACAUUCUACAUAUAUUCUCAGCUCUCAUCCUGUUGUCCAACACAGGUAACGUAUUGUUAUAUAAACUUUUCUAGUGUAACCACAUGCCAUUAGAUGGAAACUGCAUUCAAAGCCCAUAACUGUGCUGUGUUUGUACAUAUGAGAGUGGAAAUGAAACCCACAGUCUUAAUUGUGUCUGGGCUAUAAGGGGCAAUAACAGUAUCUCUUAUUUUCAUGGUGGUAAUGUGUUUGUGUUGGGACAUACAUUGUGCUUCAAUAUGCUACAACAAGCGCUCUAUUUCUAACAUGCUGUGUUUUAAUGAUGUGCAGUAAUCCAAUGAUCCUUACUGUGUAGUAGCUGUGCUGUACACUGACACAUGCAGCAUGUGAGUCAUAUGAAAGUUUUCGGUUUAUUUCACCAGCUCAUCUUGUCUCACAGAAGUAUGGGUGUAAUUCUGACGCAGUAUUCAGGCCACUGUUGAGAAAAAAAAUCGAAUCUAAUAUUUCAGGAAUACAGUUGAGAUAUUUUGAGAAAAAAAAAUUGCUGUUAUCAGGUAAAGCAGCUGAACAAGUUCAUAUUAUUUGAUGAGAAUAGUUGCAACAUUACAAAAAGGGCAAAAUAUUAGAUCAUAAAAUGUUUUUUAUCAAUAAAGGUAAAAUAUUACAGCUGUUUGCCUGAUAUGUGAUAGACUGGUGACCCGUGCAUCACCUGUAACCUGCCUGUCGCCAAACGUCAGAGCUUGGUUCCAGCUACUCGAAGCAUAUGGCAUGGAAGUAUGGAAGGACAAUAUUACAAGAAUAUAGACAUCAUUUUACACAGUACACAGAGAAAGUUUCCAUUUUGAAGAAGGAAAAAUAUGAAACAAAUAACAGAUAGUAAAGUGUAAUUUUUACAAUACAGUAUACUAUUAUAUGUUCAAAAAGUAAUAAGUUAAAUAUUACAAGAAUAAAGUGUAAUUUUACAAGAAUUUAUAAUGCAAUAGCUUUUUUUAUUUGUGUGAUUUAAGGAAGGAAGGAAGCAUCACAUCUUUCCAAAAAGAUGCUAUAAUAUUACAGAUAAUAUAAUCUUACAAGAAAAAAGUCAAAGCGUCGCAAGAAAAAAGAAUUAAGUUAUAGUUAAGAAAGAAAGUCAUCCCAUUUCAAGAAAAAAUCAUUAUGAAAAAACAGUAUUUCAAGAAAUGCUAGAAAUGUUUUGAGAACAACAAAAUGUUCAGUCUAGUAUCUUUAUUUUUUCUAAAUUCUCUGAUAAUAAGAUGCAUAUUUUUAUCAUCUGCUCCUCAAUGACCCUCACAUAUUUAAGGUUAGGAACCAGAAGUCGGUUCAAAAUCGGAAGCAGUUCCAAAAUGAAAAGAACGAGGUACCCAUAAAAAAAUAAUCAGUUAGGUUAAUAAAGUGCUCUAUAUUCUAUAUCUAUUAAAUACUUUUAAUCCACAUGUCUAUGGAACAUACAUUUUUAUUGUAGUAAAUUAUAGUAAAUAAAUACUAUUUACUUUUUAAAUGUUCAGUUAAUACUUAAAAGUAAAGAUAUUUUUGUUAUGUACAAAUUUGAACUAUUUUUUUUUUUACUUUUUGGAAUCAAAAACGGGGAAUUGAUAAGAACCAGAAUCAUAAUCAAUAAAAUUUAAGUAGUUUGAAAUAAUCUUUAUUCAGUCAGUCAUUACACAUAAUACAGUAAAUAUAAACAAUAUAAACAGCAAAAAAAACAAAUGCAACAGUCUAUGUAUUCAUUAGUGAUUGAACAGGCUCAGGCCUCCUACAUUCUUAUCAAUUUAAGCUGCCCAGCAAAAAAGAAAAGAAAAAUUCUGUAAACCACUCCUUUGAAAACCAAAAGCAAGUUACACUUUUUAAAAGUUAAAUUUAAAUUCAAACAAUAUCCAACUCUACACCUAUUCACUACAAGAGAAUGUUGAUAUAAAAUAUUAAUAAUUUUACAUUUUUUAUGACACAAUCUUACUUUUUUUCAACUUAAUUUUUAUAACAUUGUGACUUGUUAGAUUUCAACUCUACUUGAAUGUUACAGUUUCAUGAAAUUACAACUUAAUUCAUGUACGAUUAUAACUUUUUCCUUGUAUAAUAAUUCUUCUUAUAAUGAUUGAUUAGAGUGAUUCUUUUUUUUCUCAAUUUAUCUUCAAAAUCAUUUUCUCCAUUAACAGUGGCUCUAAUGCUUUUACACUCCACUGUACUGUCGUAAAAUCCCCACUACCUUUGCUAUAGUAGUAUUUUGCAUGUGUGGUUGAAUUCAUCAGGUAUUAAACAUUCUUACAUUUCCACUCCAGUGAUGUUGGAGGAGAAAAAAAAAUCUAAGAUCUUUAUAAUUGACCAAUUAUCAGACACAACACAGCAUAUGGACUCUUCAGCAGACAUUAUUUCUCCUUUUCUUAGCCCAGUGUUUACAUUCUUUCUUUAACUUAGUGCCCAAGUGCCAUCAGAAGAGAAGUCAUGUGGCUGUGGGCUAGUCACAUACAUAUACUGUUAACGCAGACUUUCAGAGAGCUGCCUGAGAACACGACGAUCGUCACGUUCGGAUCACGUAGAAUUUAAUGAAGCACAAUUAUUGCAGCUAAAUGACGGUGCCCAGAUCAUAACACAACACGGUCGAUAUUAUGGCUGUUGCUGUGUACGAGCGCCCACUUCUGGUCAGAUGUCGCUUUGCUUAUUGCAGUUGUAGGUGCAGAGCUGGAGAUGAUGAUGAUGCUGCUAAUUGCCUUGUAAAGCUACCAGUAUGUUGACGUGUUUUCAUUCUAACAUUUAUUAUAGGGAGUUCAGUAUUUUAAUGAAACAGGCUGAUAUAUCAAGAGAAUAUGGUUGAAUGUGACAAAUGAUUUUUAAUUUCUCUCAACCCUUUUACAUGUGUUGGUAUUUGUUUUUCUACCGAACAAUGAAGAGUGGACAUGGUUAAAUAAGAUGGAGGAAGGAAGUACCGCUAUUUGUUAACCAGGAACAUGGACUGUGUCUGACGAACAGGAUUCAAGAAGGUUUCUGUGCAUGUUCUGGUUCUGUGCUGUGAAUGUCAGCAGGAUGUUUGUAGAGAAGAGGCAGUAGGUGGAGUGAAUGUGCAGUGGUGUGACGCUGUGGAGGGUUACCUGUUAAUGAGUGUUGCAGGAAUGAGUCCUAAAACCCGUAAAUGAGUUAGCAGUUUGCACUCCCGGUUCCCUCAUCCCAAAGUCUGUGGGUUUUAUUGAUUAUAGCAGCAAAGUCACUUCAAUUCAAGGACCAGCUGUGGUUUUAUUUGUACAAGGUUUAUGUAUGUCACUAAGGACAAUCCAUUGUGCUUGUCCAGUCUAACAAAUACCUGAAUAUCAAAUAACAGUCUAUGUGGGACCAGUGCUGAAUGUUCAACAACCCUUCAGCUAGGACAGAGCAAUUCAUAAUUUUCUAAGCAACAAUGUCGUUUGACUCUAUGCCCCAGUCGGACAACCACAUCAGGACCUCUACGGGCCUCCACCAGAGUUUCCUCCCUGCCCAGGCAUAGUUCAUCAUCUUUCAGAUCCUUUGAGACACAAGUCCAGCUCAAUGUGUUUUACAAAAAAAAGUCUCUUGGACCACAGAAGUCCACCAUGAUGAAUUUGAUUUAAUGCGCAUGAUGUCAAAACAAAAAAUGCUAGUAUUUUUUUUGAUUUUGGCUUUAUCAAUAUCAGAUUUGGUGAGGAGCCUUGUUGGCCAGAGAUACAUUUUUGUAUUGUAGAUGAGCAAGAUUGGUCCAAAAACAUGGCUGCCAUCAACCAAAACGUUUUCACAAAGGGCGGAGCUUAGAGAAUAUUGGCCGUAAUUCGAAACAUUUGAUCAAACAUUCUGAUCAUCGUAAACCUUGGUACAUGUCUUAAGACUUUGAGCAAUCCUGAUUUACCUCACAGGAGACACCCAUCCCCUGGACAUACGGCUGAGUUACAUUCACAUCCAAUGAAGGGGGGACAGAUGGCGGAACCUUGAGUGUGCAAUGUUGAAUUGCUUUAGGCUUUUUGAUGAUGAAACAAGUGUGCGAUAGGUAUCAAUCAAAUUAGGUGAAGUGACUUUGGCCUGAAAGCGGCUCGUUGCUGCUCGUUGCUUUAAUUUCGAGUGAUUGAGCUGCUUCCUUCUUUUGACCACAAAGUGUUACAACCAUUAUGUUGUCACUUGCAGUUAUAUUUUUAGUAAAGUUCACAAACAGAAAGUCUUUAUUUAGCCAUUUAAUUUAAUAGUCCACCCCUUAACCAAAGCUGCUUAACCUGCCCAAACUAUUUUCAGAUACUUUCUCACAUGAAGAACUGUAAAUAUAAUAUUUUCAUAAGUCAUUUGAUGUUUUCAUACAGAUCUGUGAUUACAUUUAAGACAAUGAGAAGGACCUGUGUAUGUUGUAAGUGAUGAAGGUGGUGGAUGCACCAUUUCCAGACCUUUCCUCUCAAAACAUAGGUGAGGAUGUUGGAGAAUUACCGUGUUGUUAUUACUUCACUGCUUGAGCUAAAGGUUCCUUAAGGUCCAGCAAAUGGCAGUAAGCCUGACACAGAGUGCUUGCAAGACAUUACACUGGCCCAUUCUCCCAAAGAUGCUGCCAGCCCAAUGUUUGUUCCUUGGUAAGCUUGGUAUGGAAAAUUCAUACCUAACUGUCCUAUAGUAGUGGAUGCCUGCAUCAAGAAGCUACAUUUGAAUGAUGAGGCUCAGAGCUGCUUCUUUAGUGUGACGCUGGUGUUUGUGGACACACCUGGGCUGGCCUUAUUCAACCCACAGUUUCCAACUAAUUUGGAGGGAAGCAUCUACUUCUGGGUCUGGGUGCCGUAUCCUCUCAGUUGCAUCUGGAUCACAUGGGAUGCACGGUGGCGUUUGCAUCUAUGACACUGACAGCAGUUGAGAAAGAUGCUCUUGUAGGAGUCUGGGCAGUGGAGAAAUGGAGGACACUGUUUACCGCCCAUCAGGCCCUUACAACACUCGUGUAUGGAUGCAGGAUGGUCUUCUCUCUUUCACUUGUGAUGUUGUGUAUGGUGCUGGAUCAUGGAAUCACGCAGCAGAUUGCUGCACCCAACCCCCCUUUCACCAUGGAUACAGCACCUGAGCUAGUGGCUUUGCUGUCGAUGGCCUCAGUCUCAGAGUCUGUGGGUGAGUUUGAAGGUGCUUCCUCCUCCUGCCCUGAUCUUGCCUCUUCAUGUCAAAACUGUGAAGCCAGUGUUGCGGCCUUGACGUAAAGAUAAGGCAUGAACUGUGUGAAAUUCAGUUUGGUGUUUCGUGGGUCGCACUUGGUUGUGCUUGUCUCUUUGCUCUAGCACAUGAAAGGCCAUCAGGGCAUAGUGGACACAAAACAGUGCUUGUUCUAUCGGCACUGGUUUCCUGGUAUGAAUGCAAAGGUUUCUGAGGCACCACUGCCACCUGUACCUCUAUCUGAGACCCAGUGAAACUGCAACAUGCAGGUUUGCAAUCGCUUUCACUGAUUACUACUGAGAGUGGCAGAAGUUGCAUUCACAUCAUCUGUCACACCUGAAACAGUACUUGAAUUCCUCAGCAGUGUAUACACACCUGGAGUUCUUGGUCACUCAUAAUGGACCACUAUUUACAGCUGCUGCAUUCUCCUCAUUCCUCAAGGAAAGGGGUAUGGCUCAUAUCCACUCCGCUGUGCACCAUCCAUCUGCCAAUGGUGCAAUAGAGGUUCAGAAUCCUCAAAGUUUGCAUCUAAACUGAAAUCCUCCAAAACAAACCAUGGAAAGGUUCAACAACAGAUUUCCUCCAAGCAUAUCAUGCUACACUGCACACCAUGACCAGCAUAUCACCGUUUGAACUGAUGCAUGGCAGCAAGAUAAGAACUAAGCUCAAUGUUCUUCCUCCUCCGAUGGUGACAGGACAUGAUAAUAAGGUAAUUGCAGGGUGCCCCUUCACUAACCCUACAUGAAAACAGUACUGUGACACAAAAUGGGGGCCUUGCACCCCUUCAUACACAGAAGGGGGACAGAGUGGGCCAAAGGGGUAUCAGAAAUUCUCUGUACCCAUCAUGAUCAAAAAGCAGCUGGGUCCUAGCACCUACAUCCUGGAUGGUGGAAAAACACAGCCUGCUUCCCAGUUGGCUUGGGAAGUAGACUUCCCAAACCCUUAGUACUGAAAGAACAGUUGAGCCUGGAACUGCUCAAGAAACCAUAAGCCAUCCUGCCAGAGCACACGACCCACCGGGCUGGCUCAAGGACUAUGAGACUUGAAGAAUAAGAACAAAGGCAACAAGAUGCUACGUUCUGACUGUGAUUUUACUGUUUAAAAGAAUAAAAAAGGAAACUGUCCAAACACAUGAGGUUGCGUCAGUGCAGCAACACAAACGGCUUGGUGUUUCUGCUCAGCUGUUAUAAAGCAGACAAUUUGUGUACUGGGGGGAGAGGAGGGAUACGUGUCAUACAGCCACUGUCUUUGGCGUUACUAACUUUUCAAUUCAAGAUUCUUCAAGAGGUUUGUCUCUUUCUAUAAUGUCUCUGAAAAUGGGCAAAAGGCAGGAAGUGACAUGGUGUUGUGGUUGCAAUUGCUGUAUUUCAUGAUGGAGUAUGUGCCACGCUACAGUCUUUUAAUGUAGAGCAGGUCUCAGCCGUACUCUUUGUAACAUUGAUUACAGACCACCAUGAUGGUGAGAGUGGAAAGAAAAACUUCCUUUAAGAGGCAGAAAGCUAGAGCAGAACCAGGAUCAUGUUGGGCAGCCUUCUGCCUCAACCGGUUGGGAUAAGAUAGAGAGACGGAGUUAGAGAGAGCAGGAAGAAGGAAAACAAUUCAAGUUCCACAUAGUGAUGUGAAGUAAUAAUAAUAAUGAUAAUUGUAAUAGCAGGUGUUGAGCAGGAUCGAAGGGGCAGUAGAUGGUUUUCACAGGAGGAGAGAGGAGGGAGACGAAGAGGCACAGCCUGGAUGCUCAUUUUCCUGAGGGACUUUCUUCUUAUUCUAUUUUCUAAAAUAGUUAAACUGUGUUUAACAUAAAUACUGAGAUACAGUAAAAAGAGUUAAUCUCAUAUAUAAAUAAGUGACACCCAUGUUCAGUCUGGGAGACAGAGAGGUGUAUUUUGGUACAAUAGAUGUGGAAUAUGGUUUCUAAUCAAACACAAGAAAUGCAAACUAGUUUUGUGUAAAGGGGGUCAGUGGAGUGUUACUUCAGUUAAAUACGCCGCCCAUAAACAGAUAUUUUAAAGAGAAUGUCUUCGUCUUGUGUGCAAGAUCAACACAGAAAUCUGUUUCGAUGGAAAAGAUAAAACUGACUGAUCCUUGUUGGUGUAGUGGAAAUGAUUUGUGUUUGCAAGGAAACGUUUGGAUUAUAUCUUAUUAACAAAGGUGUACAAUCAACAGUCACAGUGCUGGAAAAACAUUAGAGAAUGAUCAUGUUCAUAAUUUAUGUCGUUAUUGAUAAAUGUCUCUAAUCUGAUUCAGUAUUUUUAGUUUUCUGUUAUCCUAUAACUUAAAAUCAUAGUUUUACUACAUGUUUUUAAUUAAUUUAAUGGUGGCUGAAAAUGAUGGGAAGUGCAACUUGGAUGAAAGAGGAUUAUGUGAUUUUUGAAAUCCCUCUGAGAACUAGACUGAAUCCCCAAAUAUAUCACACAAGGCCUGCGUCUGUGCUGAAGUACAGUUAGAGUAAGAAGAGAUGCAGCACGUCCAAGCAGAUUUUUGGACACCAACAUGGAGUCAUGCCAAACUACAAGUACAGUUAUUACAUCGACACUCCCCUUUAAUGUGACCAUGAUGUCAUGUGAGCCCAACAAUUAGCAUUUAACUGGCAGAAUGUCACUGUGCCUGAUCAUUAGCAUCGUAAAAGAAGGGCCCACAAGCUGAAAUCAGGGCCUGAACCUGAGUUAGUGAUAAGAAACCGUCCUGUUAUUCGGCUCUUGACUGUGUUGUAACGAGAUGUUUUAAUCUGCAAAUCUGGAAGUAAUAUAUGAAGUGCUAUAUGGAAGUAAAUAUAACAUGAAAAUCAAAUUAUAUUCAGACAUUUUGGACAGUUUCUCCACUGAUACAAAUUUGCGAUGGUGCUGAAUUAAAGAGCUGAUUUUUGUGAUAUGCUAAAGCAACAGUUCAUCUCACAGUGCUGUUAGCUACUCGCUAAGGCUAAAGUCCAUCUCACAGUGCUGUUAGCUACUCGCUAAAGCAACAGUUCAUCUCACAGUGCUGUUAGCUACUCGCUAAGGCUAAAGGCCAUCUCACAGUACUGUUAACUACUUGUUAAAACUAAAGUCCAUCUCACAGUGCUGUUAGCUACUCGCUAAAGCAACAGUUCAUCUCACAGUGCUGUUAGCUACUCGCUAAAGCUAAAGGCCAUCUCACAGUGCUGUUAGCCUCUUGUUAAAACUAAAGUCCAUCUCACAGUGCUGUUAGCUACUCGCUAAAGCAACAGUUCAUCUCACAGUGCUGUUAGCUACUCGCUAAAGCUACAGUCCAUCUCACAGUAUUGUUAGCUAGCUGCAUCGUUAACUUCAGCUUGUAAACCCUGAAACACUCAAGCAAGACUUGUUUGUGGCCUUAACAAGCAAAUUUCAUUUUAUCUCUUGAUAUUAUCACAUAUAUGAAAUGGGUUUAGGACUGGUACUGGUUAUAAACUAGUUAAAAUGUGGGUAACUGUUUACUAGCUUACUUGCAUACAAAGGCUAGGCUACCGGGGUUGGUAUUGUCUGUUAUGCUAGCAGCUAAAUAGCUAACCUUCAUACUACCUAUUGUUACACAAUUAAUGACCUGCUGGUUACAACCAAUAUGUUCAUAGAUAAAACCAGCUGGUGAAAGUUUGUCAUAAAAAUAUCAGAUAGACUGAAUGUGAAUGAUCAGAUUACUAUUUAAUACCUUUGUCAUAUGUAUAGUAAUCAAUGUAAUUUCGUCUUUCUCUUUUAUUAAAUCUCUAUUGAUAUGAUACAGUAUAUAGAUAUUUUUGAUCCGUGUAUGUGAAAGAGAUCUUUUUAUAUCUGCUUGUCAAAGUUGUUGGUAAUUGCCAUGGAAACCAUCUACAAUCAUAUGGCUGGUAUAUCUUACAGUUCGGCCAAGAAGGAAGACACUUUCUACUGCGAGUCAGUUAAUAAAGCAGCUGGUGGGGUUCAGUUCAUUUUCUAUUACUUUCUGUGGCCUCACAGCGGACAGGUACAGAUCAGCUCCAACAACUCACCAGUGCAACAGACAGCAGUUUGGUUUUUCUCAGACAAAGGACUAAGAAGUGGUUGUGAACAAUGUGAUUGCUUGAUCAAACUUGGAAAUAUUUUAAGGAAUAGUUAUGUAUUUAGGAAAAUACACUUAUUUCCUGUCUGUCAGGGGUAAUAUGUGAAGAUUGAAUCUCUUCUGUGCAUUAAACAGAGAGCAGAAGUCAAGUCAUGGUUAGCAUAGCUUAGGCUAACGACUGGAAGGAGGGAGCAACAGCUCUGUCUAGUAAACAAAAAGACACCAAUACCUCUUCAGCAGACCACAUGGUUAGUUUUUAGUGCUGUAACAUGCUUCAACAGUUAUCAUGGACACAAAUUAGUGUAUUUUCCACAAUGCUGCACUGUUUCUUCAAUAUCUUAAGGGACAGAGGAAGAAGUCCAAUAAGAUCCUAAUUGAGCAGUUAAAAAUACAGAAGUGAUUUAAUGAUAAAGUCUUAUUGGACACUCGAUGUAGGGUUAGGUUUGCUUGUUUUUUUUCCUAUCAGAUUUGUAAUCAGUUGAAGACAUGACCUACUAGCUGUUUAUAAUGAUCGACAACAGUAAUGGUUUUCUGUUUCUAUUGCUGUAAAUAGACAUUUGUAUCUUUAUACUCAUCAGUAUAUCUUAUAUGUGAGCCCAGACUGAUCCGUGGGAAAUGUUAAUGUGACAUAGACUAUUAGACAUUUUCAGCGAGGCCUGCAGUCAGUCCACCUACAAUCAAAAUGUUAUCAGACAACAGUGUUAAGUCUGAAGCCGUCUGAUUUUACACUAUGGCCAAGAGGACUGAGUCUCUUCUGUAAUUACACUGAAACUCCAUUUCUAGGUUUCAGUGGAUUGAAUCCAGGCCUCACAUCUGUUUGGUACAAGACUUACUUACAUUUUGAUAGAAAGUGAUUAUAAAAAACUGCUGUCAUGUGAAAACCUUGGACUCUUGUUAAAGCGACACUAUAUAACUUUAUGUAACUUUUUUGUAACUUCUGAGUAGAAGCAACAGCGACCUCUGCAGCCACAGAUGCUAACUGCAGGACGCCAUCUUGCUCUGUGUCAGAGUGGUGGAAGGUACAGGAAGCAGGGUACCUCAAACAGCCAAGAGAACACAUAGCCUAUCACCCACUCACACAACAAACACAAAAUCAUCAUCUCACUACAAAUCAGCAAUUGCACUGUCCAGCCAGUCAGCAGAAGAUAAGGUUUUGUAGCAGUCACCCUCCGAACAUUAGGCAGUGUUAGGAGUUGUGUUACCAGUUGAGUAAAGCGGAUGCAGCUUCGUGCAGCUGCUGCAUGUCCUGCUUCGUUUUCUGUUACUUCCCUCUGUUGGCUGUCUGACCCUCUGUCAGUUUUCUCUUCCUACUUGUAAGGGUCAAUGCUGCGGUAGGAGCUGGUUCCUCCAUCUCCCCCAACAUUGUGGUCUCCUUAUUUUUUAUGUUUUAUGGUGACUGGCAAACUUGACACUUUAUUUUUAUUGCUUGGGAAUCCAACACCAAAUAAUUGUCUUUAAAAGUUACAUAGUCUCGCUUUUACACGUUGUUUCAUAAUCCAUGAUUUCUUUAAUACUGUUUAUUUGUAUAAAUGCAUACCUGGUCAUCCUGAAAGCAACAACUCCUCUUUAGUCCUGUACAGUUUUUUAAGUUUUUUUUUUCUGGAGAUGUUUUCACAGUGAAAGUUGGACCUCAGUUAGAAACCUGUCAAAGUUGCUGAUAGUUGCAGGAAACAUUGAUUCACUAACUCCAUUUUGAAAGUGUAUUUUGUCAGCGUUACAUUUUAACGCCUCUACGUGAAUGUUGACUGGUUUGCAACUGCUUUUCUGCCGUUCAGCUUCACUGUCGCUGAAAUCUGCCAGAAAUGAGUCAGUGGUCAUGACAGUUUUCUGUGAAUGUUGUUGUUCUCUGCAGCUAUCAGUGGAUUAAGACAUGAGAGACACAUGAAAACAUCAGAAUAUUUCAAAACCAUAAGACAAGGGUAAAAAGCAGGGGGGGAAAUGUUAUGUGAUGGUGACAGAGAUUAUCACAAGAUAUAUUCAGUGUGUAUUUAUGAAGUUCAGUAUCUGUGCAGUCACUCUCAGUGGCAAUGUUUACAUGUACACAUAUUGUAUUCCAUUUUACAGUACAUUGAUUUCACUGAUUGCUUAUUUACAACAUGUCAGAGAAGCGUUUAUGGUGCUUCUACACACCAAACUAAAUGAGUUUGGUGUGUUUUCAUAAUCUCCAAUUCUUUUGUCCAUCUCAAUUUGACUGAUGUUUUUUCAGUUUUAUCUCCUUUAUUUCUUGUUAGCUAGCUAAUGCUAAUGCUAGUUAUCAUGCAAGUAACAAAUGUGGGAUCUGAGACCUUAUGUCAAAUGAUGUGCACAUGUAAAAAAUAGCCACUGAGACUGAGUCAUCUCAUCUAUUGUGUGACUGUAACACUUCACAUGAAAACACAGUCCGCUCCCUUUUCCUUCUCCACACACUGGACAUGUGUUGACGACAGAACCGCUGGACUAAACACACUCUUCGGUGUUGACUUGGAUUAUUUCAGUGUGCCAUAAUAUCUAAUACAGUAGGACUAUGUUGACGGAUGACUACAGUGUGGAUGAGACUGAACCGUUACAUUUGGACUGACUCUGCGACAGCGUACUGAAAACGACAGACAUCCUAAAGUUCCUGUUUUCCAGUGGUGUCUCUGUAACAAAAAUAAAAGUUUGAUAUCAA